Molecule: messenger RNA, 768 nt
Organism: Dentiscutata erythropus
Lineage: Eukaryota; Fungi; Glomeromycota; Glomeromycetes; Diversisporales; Gigasporaceae
Source: the annotation of a GenBank genome assembly
AUGCCAAAGUGGGCUUUUGUUCAUGAAAAUGGUAGAUCUCCUUCCUCUCAUACGCGACGUACCAUGCCAGAAGAAUGGAGAUCGAUUCGUGUUCCUUUCCCUCCCAAAAUAAAUGCCCAUGACUUUGUUAAGCCACGGCGAGAUGGAUCCCCAAAGAAGAGAUGUGCUAAUUAUUUCUUGGUAUAUCGCGUUCAAUUUGCUGAAGCACUAAAGGCACACUGUUGUAAUUCGGCUCUCAUGACGGAUAUAUCAAGUAUGGCUGGAGAUGCUUGGAGAGAAGAACCAGAACACGUUCGUCGUUUUUACAAGCAGAUUGCGAAUGACAUUAAGAGACUUCACUCAGAGUCUGUUAAAUCUGCUCAAAAUGCUAAAUCUUCGAAAACUAAUACCUCUUCUAAAACUAUCGAAUCAUCUGUGAAAAUACAACCACCAUCAGAUCAACCACCAUCAGACCAACUGCCAUCAGGCCAACCACCAUCAUUUGAAUCUUCCACAAAUUCUCAAAUAAUGUCUUCUUUUGAUAACAUACAAUCACCUGUAGAUUUAUUUUAUGAACAAAUUGCAGAUUUUGGUCAAACUAUUCCAAAUAAUUCGUUCUCAUACUUACAAAAUUUGCACACGAUAGAUCAUAUUAAUGUGAAUCCGGUUCCAUAUACAUAUAGCCAACCUAGUAUUCCACAGGAAUAUGAUUAUCUGAAUUCUGGUUCUUUUCAUGAAAAUAGUAUUGAUUCAAUUAAAAGCUCUUGUGAUUUUUUAUUCGAUCUUUAG